This is a messenger RNA of Histoplasma mississippiense, 246 nucleotides long. RefSeq lists its product as hypothetical. Gene Ontology annotation, biological process: endoplasmic reticulum to Golgi vesicle-mediated transport. Lineage: Eukaryota; Fungi; Ascomycota; Eurotiomycetes; Onygenales; Ajellomycetaceae. The transcript is spliced from 2 exons. The coding region runs from base 1 to 246 and encodes 81 amino acids. The record is from RefSeq and is a predicted model, not a curated record.
AUGUCAUACUACUUUGCAAUCCUCUCCCCUACCGACGUUCCCCUCUUCAGCCUCGCCUUUGGCACCUCCAAGGCGGGCGGAGAUGGCGUUGCCCGAUUCCGAUUCCCAGAUAAUGCCCCGUACAUGAACCAAUUCAUAGUCCACGCCAGUCUAGACAUUGUCGAGGAGCUCCAAUGGAAAUCACCUUCGGCGCGGAAGCUCGCGCAUCGCAAGCUCGCCGCAUUCCCGCUGCCGUCCUCUGUAUAG